Messenger RNA from Pelodiscus sinensis (Chinese soft-shelled turtle), 3308 nucleotides. NCBI's taxonomy places the organism in Eukaryota, Metazoa, Chordata, Testudines, Trionychidae. The record is from RefSeq and is a predicted model, not a curated record.
GUCUGGGGCAGGUGGCUGAGGAGCCCAGAGGAGGCCCUGGUGGGGAUAGGGGGUGAGCAAAGCUUUGGGGGCUUUUUGUGUUUUUACUUUUGAUUUUUUUUUGUAUCCUCAGUGCUGGUACCUCACACACCUGCCUCCCGGACCUGCCCCUCCAUUGCUGAGCUCAGGAAAGUGACACGACCCCUGUUCCCCAGCCCAGAGGCAGCCAUGGCUGCAGAGAGCCCCAUGCAAAGUUUCUGGGAGGAAUCGACACGUCCCAUCUGUCUGGAGGAUUUCACAGCCCCUGUCACUCUGCAGUGUGGGCACAAUUUCUGCCAGGCCCUCCUUAGCCCUCAGGGUAGAGAUACUGUGCAGCAGGGACCCCUACCGCCCAAUUGGCAGCUGACAAACGUGCUGGAACUAGCCAAGCCGCUGAGUUUCCAAGCAGAAAAGAGAGCAAGAUGGGUUGGGGUGUGCAGGGAGCACCAGGAGACUCUGAUGCUGUUCUGUGAAGAGAAUCAAACUCCCAUCUGUGGGGUGUAUGACAGAUCCCAGGCUCACAUGGUGGUGCUCGUACAGGAAGCUGCCCAGGAGUAUAAGGAAAAAUUGGAGGCCCAUUUGAAGGCUUUGAGGGAAGAGAGAGAAAAGGUGCUGGGAAGGAAAACAACAGCAGAAGGGAAAAGCCAGGAGUAUCUGAAAUGGACCCAAGUGGAGAGGCAGAUGAUUGUCGCUGAGUUUCAUCAUCUGCGACAGUUCCUGGAGGAACAAGAGCGGCGACUCCUAGCCCAGCUGGAGAAGCUAGACAAAGAGAUUGGGAGGCUCCAGACUGACACUGUCAGGAAACUCUCUGUGCAGAUUUCCUGUAUCAGCAAGCUGAUCGGUGAGCUGGAGGGGACGUGUCAGAAGCCAGCGAGUGAAUUCCUGCAGGACAUCAGAAGCACCCUGAGUAGGCUGCAGUACACCCAUGUUUGUCUCCAGCUCAGCCCCUGGCCUGCAGAGCCCGGGACAGGAAAUGGCCGUGGCAGAGCCUGUGAGCUUCGAGGAGGUGGCUGUGUAUUUCUCUGAGGAUUUCCAUUCUCUGAAGCUCAUGUGAUCUCCUGGGUGGAGCAAGAGGAGUUGCAGGUCCCAGAUCCCCAGAGUUGUGAGGAAGGGGAGAUCAUCAGCGGCACCCACACAUGUGAGGAAUCAGUUAAAUUGCCUCAGAAACCAGUUUAUAGCAGGUGUAACUUGUGUGUUUUCCUGAAGUCUGUCUGACCCCUCAGCCUGUCUUCAACUUGAGCCAGAGCAUGGUGGAUGGGGAAAGGCUGGGAUCUCUUGUCCGUGGAAGAGUUGUGAAGGGUGCUAAGCUUAUGAUAAUUUGACCAUUAUUUGAGUGUGUAUCCCCUUUUCUAUUCCCUGCAGUAGCAGGUGAUGGGCCGGGUCCUUCCCAGCACCAUGAGCCUGCAGGAGGAGGGGCUGUGGGUAAGGAGUGACAGGUGGGCAGAAUUUUCUUUUAUUAAUACAAAAUGUUGGCAUGUGUAUUUUAAGCAAUUUUAUAUGUAUUAAUCAUUUACAUUCACACAGUUGCACAAAAAUAUGAGUUUGAAGCAUUCAAUACAUGUUUAUCCAUUUACAGUUUGUUAUUGGUAGGAGAUCAUGGCAGCAGCAGUGGCAGGGAGGGGGUGGGGGGGGUUGAAAUCAGAAGCUGUUUUGAUCAGACAAUAACGAUUUCAUGAGAAGAGGGAGAGAUUGCAAAAGCCAAAGCUUUAUAACCAUUAAAAUGCAGACUGCCCACAGCACAUGUCUAGAUAAGCAAAAUGAAUAUUUGUAAAUCAAAGUCUAAUAAGUUCUUAGGAACAUUGCUCGUAACUGUGCCCCUUGGUACAUUUUAAUGAUUGACAAUGGGAGUAUUUUCAUGGUUGGUGUGUGUGGAGUGAAAUCAAUAUUUAGAGGUACCUACUGAUACAGUCAGAUACUUCCAUGUCUAAUUAUAUAAAAUUCAAAGGACAAAGCCAUGGUUAAGCUGGUUUCAGUGUUUCAAAGGCACGAUUCUUAUGUGCACUAAGGCUGCUCUGGCUCUCUGUAUAGCAGCCACAGUGUCACCAACACUAAUGAUUCUAUAAUGGGUCUUAUGAUAAUUGGUGUUUGUUAAAGCUCCAGCUCCUGGAAGCCUGUGAUGAGGUGAGUCUCUUAGUUUCUCUCUCCUAAACAAAGGAAGUUUCAUUAUUGUAUAAUAUGUAUAUGUGUGCACGAUCAGAGUGCAAGCUGAUAGUCUGAGAAGGCAGAGGGUGGCUAGAAAGAACCCAACAUUUAGGCUGUGUCUACAUUGGUGCAAUCUUGCGCCAAAGCAGCUGCUUUUGCGCAAAAACAUGCUGCCUGUCUACACUGGUGGGAAGUUCUUAUGCAAGAACAAUGACGUUCUAAUGUGUGAAAUCAGUGCUUCUUACGCAAGAACUAUGAUGCUCCCACUCAGGAAUAAGCCUUUUUGUGCAACUGUUCUUGUGCAAGAGGCCAAUGUAGACAGGCAACAUGAAUUUCUUGCACAAGAAAGCCCGAUGGUUAAAAUGGCAUGGAUGCUCUUGCGCAAAAGCACAUCUCUUGUGCAAAGGCACAUGCCAGAACUCUUGCGUUAAAGAUCAUGCCAAUGUAGACACAGCCUUAUAGUUUUAUGUUAAGGCUGAUGGUAAGGACAAUCUCAUAAUUUCAGGGCUCCUGACUCAGGAGCUAUAGAAGUUGGGAGCUGGCCAGGCUGUGACUCUGUAGUCGCUACCCAAGGACAGGCACCAGAUCCAAUCCCAUCACUGAUCCAAACAGACCAGGGGUCUCCAUGUGCAGCUACCUGCAGGCACAGCUCCUGCAGCCCCCAUUGGCCACAGAGCACUCAGGGUGGGGCCCCACCAUGGGGCUGCAGGGAUGUGCCAGCAGCUGCACAUGGAGUGAGCAGGCAAGAAACUGCUCUUGCCCUGCUGUGCUGCUGCUGGUGAAGGGCAGUGGCAGAUAUAGGGCGGGGUGAGCGGGGUGGCUGCCCCGGGCCCUGCGCUUCAAGAAGCCCUGUGCAUGCGUCGUGUCAAAGGGGAGGCCCCGCAAAAUUGUGCUGCCCUGGGGCCUGCAAAAUCCUCAUCUGCCCCUGGUGGAGGGAGUCCCUGGGCCAUUUUAAAUCACCUGGGGAUGGCAGGUGAAGUUGUAGGAGCGGGUGAGCAGGUGGGGCAGAAAGGAGAGACCCAGCCCUGAACUUUGCUAGAGCCAGGCAGGGCUGGAUUUAGGAGGUGCGGGGCCCAAUUUGAACAGUUUCAAUGGGGCCCUGGCAGCGAGGAUUUUUUGUUGAGCAAAACAAAAAAACCAAAACACUG